Messenger RNA from Benincasa hispida (wax gourd), 1334 nucleotides. Its product is annotated as Adenine nucleotide alpha hydrolases-like superfamily protein. NCBI's taxonomy places the organism in Eukaryota, Viridiplantae, Streptophyta, Magnoliopsida, Cucurbitales, Cucurbitaceae. The record is from RefSeq and is a predicted model, not a curated record.
CCAUUGAAAUUAUCAUAGAGAUAAAACCAUUUCACAAUGGAUAAUAAAAUAUGUGGAAGAGACCGUACAAAAACAAGAAGUCAAACCUAUGAAAUUAACCAAAUCCGUUAUUUGAAGAGCCGUUUAAAUUAGCAUCAUCCUCCGUCCAAAAAACAUCACUCCAAGAAGUUGGAAAACUGUAACACACACCCAAAAUCAAAGCCCCCAUUUUUCAAUAUCGGAUUUCAUUUCUGUUUCUUCACCUUCUUCUUCCCCAAGAUUUCUCACCUCAAACAAAUCAAUCCCAGUUCCCCAUUUUCAUCCGCCAUGUCGGCGUUGCCAUCUGCGGCGGAGGCCAGGGAAUUUCACUCCGAUGAAGCGUUCGAAAGUGAGUUCAGCAAUUACAGAUACAGCAGCAGCAUAAGCGAGAUUGAGGACGAGAAUUCGGCAGAGACGUUAGACACUAAAGGAAAAAAGGUCUCGGCGGCGGCGUUAGAGAGUAUUAGAGAAGAUUACAGUGGUGGGUGUUCCUUCUCGUCGGAUGCUCUGAAAUGGGAGGAUUGUGUUUAUGUUGGAGUUGGGAAAAGCGAUUCCAGUAUGGAAGCUCUUCAAUGGACGCUCAAGAACGCCAUUACAACUUCCACCACUGUUGUUUAUCUCUUACAUGUCUUCCCUGAGAUACGUUACAUUCCCAGCCCAUUGGGAAAGAUUCCAAUUAAUCAGGUGAGUAAACAACAAGUGGCUAUCCAUGUAGCCCAAGAAGAAAGCAAAAGAAAGGAUUUUCUUCAGAAUUUUAUUGAUUCCUGUUCUGCUGCUAAGGUUAAGGCAGAUACUGUACUGAUUGAAAGUGACAUGGUGGCAAGGGCAAUUUUGGAUGUUAUACCAAUUCUCAACAUAAGGAAGCUAGUCCUUGGAGUCAACAAAUCCAGGAAGUUGAGAUCUCGAGGGGGGAGUGGAAUAGCUAAUGAGAUACUUCAGAAAGCUCCGGAAUUUUGCGAGGUAAAGGUUGUUUGUGAAGGGAAAGAAAUGAGCCAACUGGGUGGAUCGCCCUCUCCUCUCUCUUCACCUCGCUACCAAGAUGAUAGCUUCAAGGACAAUAAUAAUCCUAAUUCCAGCAUUAUAGAAGCAGAACAACGAAACAAUUCAAUUUCUUGCAUGUGUUUUAAGACUAGGUUUGUCUGAGCAACAUGUACAUCAAGUACAUUACAAUCUCUUGUCCCUAAUAUUGUGUAGCUUUUUUGAUACCAAUGUUCUUUGGUGUCUUCUGCCUAUAAAGGUUCAAAGUUUGUAUUCUCGAUUUCUAUGUAACAGUACUUCAAUGAGAUUAGAUGAAUGCAAAAGAUUGUUCCUAUGGA